UUUUGACGGCGACUUGAAAACUGCAGUCAGAUAUUGUCCCCAAACAAGCUGCAAAGAUGACAUCCGUGCAAGAACUUAAAGCUGUUCUGAAAGAGACCUUAGAAUCCAGAGGGGUCAUGGGUCAAAUCAAGGCCAGAGUUCGCUCGGAGGUAUUCCAUGCCUUAGAUGACCAGAGCGACCCUCGACCUCCGCUCAGUAAUGAGAAUAUGCUAAUUAAUGAACUGAUCCGAGAGUACCUGGAAUUCAACAAAUAUAAAUACACAUCAUCGGUGCUUACUGCAGAAUCUGGCCAACCACAGACGCCACUCGACAGGGAGUUUCUGGUCAACGAACUCAACAUUACCGAAGACAGAGAUACAGCUUCUGUUCCCCUCCUCUACAGCAUCUUGAGCCACUUUGUACACAGCAAGAAAUCUUUGCCGAGCCGAGACACAGCAAGAUCCUCAAAGGUGUUAAAUACUGACGGCAGGCACACUGAUCAUCACAGAGUACCCAUGGCUACCCAAGAUGGGGUGUACCAUGGGUCCCAUGGAGAGCCUUUGGUUUUCAAAGGAGGCAGGAGGUAGCAGAAGUAUAUCUUAGAAAUCAAUGUACAGAAAUAGUAAUUAGUAAUAACAGUAAUAAUAUUGUGGCCUUGAUGUCACACCUGACGGGCGUCUCAUAAAGCGCUCAGUAUUUUCAGGACAAGUAUUCAUUAGCUUUGUUUGAAUUAUGAAACACAUGUAUGUAGCACAUUGUUGGUGCGUUCGUUUAGCUUCCCUGGGUCGACCCCGUCGUGUGGCGUUUUUUCUUUCCAGAGCGAACGUGUGCAGA
This is a messenger RNA of Asterias rubens (European starfish), 813 nucleotides long. RefSeq names its product lisH domain-containing protein FOPNL-like. Lineage: Eukaryota; Metazoa; Echinodermata; Asteroidea; Forcipulatida; Asteriidae. Gene Ontology annotation, cellular component: motile cilium; ciliary basal body; centrosome. The record is from RefSeq and is a predicted model, not a curated record. Gene Ontology annotation, molecular function: protein binding. Gene Ontology annotation, biological process: cilium assembly; microtubule anchoring. Bases 57 to 566 code for a protein of 169 amino acids. The transcript has 5 exons.